Molecule: messenger RNA, 2637 nt
Organism: Drosophila kikkawai
Lineage: Eukaryota; Metazoa; Arthropoda; Insecta; Diptera; Drosophilidae
Gene: Sox21a
Product: Sox21a
Biological process (GO): anatomical structure morphogenesis; cell differentiation; regulation of DNA-templated transcription
Molecular function (GO): RNA polymerase II cis-regulatory region sequence-specific DNA binding; DNA-binding transcription factor activity, RNA polymerase II-specific
Source: RefSeq, a predicted model, not a curated record
ACUCGAAACGGACGCGUUGCGCUGGUCUAACGGUCAAAUAAUACCUGCCACGUUCGGCGAUAAAGUUGAUAGCUCUUGAAUAUAAUAUAAUAUAUAUUCUAAAAACUCACAGCUGUGCAUUUGUGUAUUUAGAAAGAUCAAUUAAGAUCAUAUAAUAUAUGGUGUUAAAAAUAGUACUGAUCCGUGAUUUAUUAAUAUUAUAAUGAGACCAACGAUCGCUUAUAAAAAAUAAAAGCGGAUUUUAAUUGUUAAUUGAGUGAAAUGUAUCAAAGGGAAUACAAAUAGAACCUGUAUUUAAAAGGAAAUUAAUUCUUAAGCAAGGGCUCGAGGAGCAGCAGCAGCAGCAGCAGCAGUACCACCUGAUAAUUACCACCUGCACUCUGUCAGAGUCCCAUUGGAGCCCCCAUUGGCAUCCCCUUGGCAGCAUCAUGACGAGCAUCUCCGCGCUCCUUCAUCGCAGCCACAGCCACAGCAAUGGCUACACCAGCAGCGGGAGCAGCAAUCACAGCCACAGCAGCAGCCUUUCACCGCAGUUGCCCGGCAUCAGUUUGGGCCUGGGUCUGGGCAUGGGCAUGAGCAUGGGUGUGGGUGUGGGCGUGGCCACGGGUAACUCCACAACCCCACCGCCACCGCCGCCAACUGACCUCGCCGUGCCCUCCGCUACAUCCACGCCAGUGGCGCCCAAAAUGCACCACCAUCAUCAUGCGAGCUCCAACGGCAAUGGCAACUCGAGUGCCAGUGCCAAUGGAUCCCACCACAGCCAUGACCACAUCAAGCGGCCCAUGAACGCUUUCAUGGUCUGGUCGCGGGGACAGCGUCGCAAAAUGGCCCAGGACAAUCCCAAAAUGCACAAUUCCGAAAUAUCAAAGCGGCUGGGCGCCGAGUGGAAAUUGCUCACCGAAGGGCAGAAGCGUCCAUUCAUUGACGAGGCAAAGCGAUUGCGCGCCCUGCACAUGAAAGAACAUCCCGACUACAAGUACCGGCCACGUCGCAAACCCAAGACGCUGAACAAGUCACCGGUGCCGGGAGGAGCAGCCAAUGGUGGCGCGGCGGGAAGCGGAGGAGCUGGUACCACUCACCCCGGCAGCUCUGGAUCGGGUGGCUCCUCCACGCCAAAGGACAUGCAGCCGCAGCUUUCUCCUCUGGGUCAGACAAUGACGCACCUGCAUGGACACCAUGCACAUGCCCACCAUCACCCACAGCACCCGCACCAUCCACAUGCCCACCCACACCCGCAUCACGUCCACCUGGCCGCUGCCACGCUGAGCGCCAAGUAUGGCUUUGGAUCGCCGCUGGAACUGUCCCUGCCCCGUCUGCCCAAUGCCUUUCCCGGCCUGGCGCAUUACCCGCUGGAUCCCACGCUGGCCCUCGACUUGCAGGCCCGCCUCCAGGCCAUGUAUGCCGGCAGCAUUUACCAUCCAUGGCGCUACCUCCCACUGAUCAGUCCGGACACACCGCCCUCUCCGCCCAGCAGUAGCGGCACUGGCAUCUCCUCCUACGGCUGCGUCAAGUCGUCCAAGUCCUCGCCGAAUCCAAAUCCGGCAGUGGGAACGCCGCCGAACAUCAUUUGACCGACUCCAUUGCGCUUCGGCGCCGGCACCGCCGCUGAGCACGCGGUGUAGGAUGAUUCGGAUUUGGAUUCAAAAACGGAUCCCUCCGGUAAUUGGUCACUUGAUCACCCCGCCCCGAAAAUAGAGAUCCUAAUGUUAGAGUCUAGUGUUAGUUGAAUAUCUGAGCGUGUCUUUUGGUUUGGAUUUGGAUUAUGAUUUGAGUUUAGUUAAGGAGGCACUUGGUAUGACCAAGGACCUUACAAUAACAAGAUGAGUAACGCUAGGCGAGUUUUAAGUAUUUAAAUUGGUUAAAACUAAACAAAAAAUCUAUUAAAAUAAUUUUUUCUAUAUUCUUAGGCAUCUAGAGUAUGCACAUGUAUUUUUAUUUUAAAUGGCGUUAUGCAUCUUGUUAUAAUAAGGUUAUUUUUUAUUUAGAAAACUAAUUUCAAAAUAAAAGCGAAAAUUUUAUUUUUUAGAUAUUUUAGUGACCUGUAACUACCGAGUUAUAAGCUUAAGGGUACUUUUUGCAUUCAAAACUUUGAUUAUUCUUAUUUUUUAUAAGAAAGGUUAAGUUAUAAAUCAAGCUUGCUAAACUAUUUUCUAAGAAUAAGUACUUUUAUAUUUUAUAGAUUGAUUUUCUUAUAGAUAUUUUUAAAAAUUUCCAAGACUUACAAAAUAUGAUUUCGAUUCUGUCAUUUUGUUUCUCUUUAGGCUGUAUUUCCGUUUCGAUUAAAUUUAAACUUUCAAUUAGUUUAAUAAAAUUUAUUGUUAUUUAAUUAGGUAAAGUUAGUUAAGAGUCCUCGCUUAUUUCAAUUAUUUGAAUUAAUUUAAUUUGAAUUAAUUUAACUUUAAGCACAUUCCAAAUGUUUUUCCCAUCAAUUGAUUAAUUCCCAAUAGUUGUUAUUGAAUGAAUGAGAUAUCCAGGAACCCAAAAUUAAUGCUUUUCAAGUCUUUAGUACACUAGAUUUGUUAAGGCAAUGUCCACUUUUGUGUAAUAUGUAUAUGAUUGUAAAACUAUAUAUUUUAAUGUGAUAAAUGAGCGAAAAUUAAUUGAAAAACAAAAAAAAACUGUAAGAAAAUAAACGAU